Messenger RNA from Hymenoscyphus albidus, 582 nucleotides. NCBI's taxonomy places the organism in Eukaryota, Fungi, Ascomycota, Leotiomycetes, Helotiales, Helotiaceae. The record is from the annotation of a GenBank genome assembly.
AUGGAUCUCGACGGCCUCGACCCCAGCGAACUCGAAGCAGCACUCCAACAUUACCUAACUCACAUAAUCGAAAAGAACCUCGGCAAAUCUCCCAAUCCCGGUCUCCCUCUCGAUCCCUCGAAUCGAAAGCUGGACUUGGAGCUCAUCUCCAAGGAUCCAGCAAAGAUCCACGAAUUCUGGAAAUCAGUUGUUCUCCAAACCAGCGGAACCCUGACACUAGAGGAUGAAUCCGUUCUCUUCAAAAAGCUGCACAGCAUAUUUAUGAAGCGGGUUGAUGAGAGAAGAGCAGAAGUCAACAGAUGCAGAACCGAAAUAUCAGAACUUGAGUUUAGUCUGCAGGUUCUGAGACAAGUAGACAAAAUCUAUCUUGACCCUAAAUCAGAAUCGAAAAUGAAAGGGGACGGGAAGAAUUUCGAGAGAGUUUUCGAUAAGAUUAAAAAGGAUAUUAAAACCAAGCAAGAAUACUAUGCGAAGGAGAGACCCACCAUCGAAGCCAUCAUUCCAGUAGUCGAUGGUGAACUUGAAGAGAAAAUAAAGGAUCAUAAGACUCAUCUUAAGACUCUUGUGACACCAGCGCUUUGA